Messenger RNA from Alternaria infectoria, 693 nucleotides. RefSeq lists its product as uncharacterized. Lineage: Eukaryota; Fungi; Ascomycota; Dothideomycetes; Pleosporales; Pleosporaceae. The transcript has 2 exons. The coding region runs from base 1 to 693 and encodes 230 amino acids. The record is from RefSeq and is a predicted model, not a curated record.
AUGACACGCACCCUGAUUGUCUUCGGCGCCGGACCGGGAAUCGGCAACCACGCUGCUGCUGAGUUUGCGUCCAAUGGCAUUGAACAUGUUAUUCUUCUGUCGCGCAACGCAGAACGCCUCGAGAAAGAAGAUGCACCUUUCGUCCGCAGAGGCAACUCCUCCGUCAGAGUCGACACCUUGCGCAUCGAUCUUGCGGAUACAAAGUCCAUCUCAGGUGUACUCAACCAGCUCGACAGCAUGACCAAAGGCGAAGAUGUGGAAGUCGUGUUCUUCAACGCCGCCCGUAUAAAGCCGAACGAUGUCCUAGGUGUCAGCGUGCAGGAAAUUGAGGAAGACUUCAAAACCACGAACCUCGCCCUCUACGUCAUAGCACAGCACUAUACAACCAGACUCCAGACCCUGGCCAAGUCAAACUCGUUGCUCAAUCCCGCUCUUCUCGUUACGAACAGCCACCUGCCAUGGGAUCCUGUACCGCAACUCCUCUCGCUGAGUUUGGUCAAGGCUUCGCAGAAGAAUAUGGUGGAGAGCUUCAGUCGUGCGUUCAGUGAUAGUGGUGUGCACAUAGGGCUUAUCUAUGUCGAGGGAGUCGUAGCGCCAGAGAAUAAGGUGCUGAACCCAAAGACGAUUGCGGAGAGGACUGUGAAGUUCUGGGAAGAUGGAGAGGGAGUUGGCGUUCACAUCAAGGAAGAGUAA